GAUUCAAAUGUUUGUUAUCUUUUGGGAGUUUAAACGGGCGUUUAACUUCGACAGAAACUGCCCUUCAGGAAAGCAGCAGGCGAUUCAGCACCGCUCCGGUGGACAGCGACUUCUCAGGCUUUGGGAUUCCAGCCUGAAUAGAAUGAAACAGCUCGGAGAACCACUGGUAACAUUGCCUGUCCCAUGGCCAACAUCAUAGGGUAGUCUACGCAAAUAACAACAUGGAUAAACCCUCCGCAGGAAUGAGUAAAGUUGGCUCUCGCUCGACAGCCUCUCUGCCCCCGGAGCCUGUGGAUAUAAUCCGGAGUAUGUCGUGCUACCGGCGUGUCAAACUGAACGUAGGGGGUCUGCCGCACGAGGUCCUGUGGAGAACCCUGGACCGACUGCCGCGCACACGACUGGGCAAGUUACGAGACUGCAAAACCCACGAAUCACUCAUGGAAAUAUGCGACGACUACAACCUAGACGACAACGAGUACUUUUUUGACCGGCACCCUGGGGCGUUCACAUCUAUUCUGAACUUCUACCGUACUGGGAAGUUGCACAUGAUGGAGGAAAUGUGUGCCCUGUCCUUCAGCCAGGAGCUGGACUACUGGGGGGUGGAUGAGAUCUACCUGGAGUCGUGUUGCCAGGCGCGGUACCACCAAAAGAAAGAGCAGAUGAACGAGGAGCUCAAGCGGGAAGCGGAUACUCUGAAGGACCGGGAUGGCGAAGAGUUUGAUAAUACGUGUUGUUCAGAGAAAAGGAAGAAACUAUGGGACCUACUAGAGAAACCAGGCUCGUCUGUAGCAGCCAAGAUCUUGGCCAUCAUUUCUAUCCUAUUCAUUGUGCUCUCCACUAUCGCUUUGUCUCUUAACACCCUCCCGGAGCUGCAAGACACAGACGAAUUUGGUCAGACAACUGAUAAUCCCCAGCUGGCCCAUGUGGAGGCAGUGUGCAUCGCAUGGUUCACCAUGGAAUAUCUUCUUCGCUUCCUUUCCUCACCUAACAAAUGGAAAUUCUUUAAAGGUCCCCUCAAUGUCAUUGACUUGCUGGCCAUCCUACCAUAUUAUGUCACCAUAUUCUUGACAGAGUCCAACAAGAGUGUGCUGCAAUUCCAGAACGUACGGCGGGUGGUGCAAAUCUUUCGAAUCAUGCGGAUUUUGCGCAUCCUCAAAUUGGCACGUCAUUCCACUGGGUUACAGUCACUGGGCUUUACACUGCGUCGGAGUUACAAUGAGCUGGGCCUGCUUAUCCUCUUCUUAGCUAUGGGGAUCAUGAUCUUUUCCAGUCUGGUUUUCUUUGCGGAGAAGGACGAGGAUGACACCAAGUUCAAGAGCAUCCCUGCCUCCUUUUGGUGGGCCACUAUUACCAUGACCACUGUGGGAUAUGGAGACAUUUACCCUAAGACACUUUUGGGUAAGAUUGUUGGUGGGCUUUGCUGCAUAGCAGGCGUUUUAGUCAUUGCCCUACCAAUUCCCAUCAUUGUCAACAACUUUUCUGAAUUCUACAAGGAACAGAAACGGCAAGAGAAGGCCAUCAAGAGACGUGAGGCUCUAGAGAGAGCCAAACGCAAUGGCAGCAUAGUGUCCAUGAAUGUUAGAGAGGCGUUUUCCCGUGGUGCAGAGCUUCUGGAUGUGGUGGUCAUGGACAAGGGUGAGAGAACCCAGGACAACCAUCUCUCACCCAGUCGAUGGAAAUGGUCAUCAAAGAGGGCAACUUCAGAGACCAGUUCCAAUCGUUCCUUCAACCCAGAGCAAGGUUCACCGAGCAAGGCGAGAGCUUCUAGUCCACAGAGGCUUAAUGCACAGAAACUAGAAGAGAUGUACAACCAGAUGGCAAAGACUCAGUCACAGCCCAACCUGAACACCAAAGACAGAAGUACAUCUCGAGCUGGCCAUAGAAGGGAUGAAAUUGAGCUGGGAGCCUUGCCAGGUCAAGGAGGUGACCCACUGAAUGGGGGCCGUGAAGGGGUGGUAGACAUGAAAAGUCUGUCAAGCAUUGACAGUUAUAUCAGCUGUGCAACAGACUUCCAAGAGAACCCGCGAUUCCCCUACAGUCCGGCAGGGGGUCUGUCACUCCCAGAGAGCUCUCGGUUCUCCCACAGUCCUGGAUCUGGCCUCUCUGGUCGAGUCAGUGCUAAUCCAAGCCUGCAGACAACACUGGAGCAUGAGACCAUGCUCACGCCACCUUGUUCUGGUGCUAAACCUCUCAACACCGAUGGUUCACGGCAACAAGGUCUGCUUAUAAACUCUCAGAAAAUCUAUGCGGUUAGAGUGAAUCAUCGCAAUUGUGGGGAGACCAGUCCAUCUGGUGGUCCUCUGUCUGACAGCUCUAUUCUUUCUGACCACUCCAUCCUAAGCCCAGAGGUGUCAGUCUACACAACAGCCAGCAGCAGGACUCCACCUAAGACACCAGAGAAGAAGGCAAUCACCCCUGCAGUCUUCACUUUCCACGACGCGUCCAUCAGCAAGUACAUCGAUGCCGACACAGAUGACGAGGAACAUUUGCGUGAGAGUGGCCCAUCAGAGCGCCUGCUUGGUGGCCUCAGCUCCAAGCCUCGACUCGGUGGUUACCAGGGGACCACCAACCACUUGGAAGCUGCCCAAAGGCUGCUAGGUCAGAACUGCCUAUUCCCACUGGGAAGUAGCCCAAGUGUUGGCCAUGAGAACCAUGUGGCUUCAGAGAACUCACGGAGGCCCAAAGGGGACAGGGGACAUUCCAACGCUUUUGAUAAGGGCCUCUGAGGCCUCAGGGUCAGACUCCAGAAGGGAAAGAAGGCCAAGUUCAGUCAACUACUUUAGAGAAAGCAGAGACUAAUGUACAUUGGAGAAUCAUUUUACAGGCAUCUGACCAGGGGGCCUAUCCUGGUGACUUUACGCGGGAGAGUUCACUGGAAAACAGUGGUCAUGUUACAUCAUUAAGGGACAGGAUCUUGAGGAUGUAUCACUGCCUACACCUCUUGCCCUUUAUCCUCUUCUGUAAACAAGCCUGCAUUGGCGCAUCGCAGGGGUAAGAUAAAGCCAGAGCAGAUCUGGCCUACGGUUGUUUGUGAAAAGAACAGGAUUUAUGCUAAAGCUUAUUUAGCUUAAGGCUGGAAACUUACCAGACAUUUAAGCGCAGGUGUGUAUGGUAAAUCAAGGGGGACAGUCCGUCACUGCCCACGUCAGCUAGCCACUGUCCAGAGCCCACCUUAAAGAAUAGCAUUAGAGACAUGUUAUACCCUGUUUACUAGUGCACCCCUCCCCUGUCCCCUAAUAAACUGGCCUUACUUAA
This is a messenger RNA of Megalobrama amblycephala (Wuchang bream), 3255 nucleotides long. It is a transcript of the gene kcnb1, whose product is annotated as potassium voltage-gated channel, Shab-related subfamily, member 1. Gene Ontology annotation, cellular component: voltage-gated potassium channel complex; membrane. The record is from RefSeq and is a predicted model, not a curated record. Gene Ontology annotation, molecular function: protein binding; delayed rectifier potassium channel activity. The coding region runs from base 222 to 2726 and encodes 834 amino acids. Lineage: Eukaryota; Metazoa; Chordata; Actinopteri; Cypriniformes; Xenocyprididae. The transcript has 3 exons. Gene Ontology annotation, biological process: protein homooligomerization; potassium ion transmembrane transport.